Molecule: messenger RNA, 6223 nt
Organism: Triplophysa rosa
Lineage: Eukaryota; Metazoa; Chordata; Actinopteri; Cypriniformes; Nemacheilidae
Gene: ugcg
Product: UDP-glucose ceramide glucosyltransferase
Exons: 9
Coding region: 134-1315 (393 amino acids)
Biological process (GO): glucosylceramide biosynthetic process
Cellular component (GO): membrane
Molecular function (GO): ceramide glucosyltransferase activity
Source: RefSeq, a predicted model, not a curated record
GCUAUGCGCUGAUUCCCUGCAGACCCGCCCGCAGCGCAGCUUAGCUAUCUGAAUGAGUGUAGAAGAGUGUGUGAGCUUUUUAGCUUUAAGGGCCGAACACUGAGGUGUCAGCCCAUCCGGACACAGGACAGCCAUGGCCCUGCUCGAUCUAGCUCUGCAAGGCUUUUCCAUCUUCGGAUUUGUGUUGUUUAUCGUCCUCUGGCUCAUGCAUUUCGUGUCCAUCAUCUACGUCCGUCUGCAUCUCAACAAGAAGACCACAGACAAGCAGCCGUACAGCAAGCUGGCUGGGGUCUCGCUGCUGAAGCCCCUCAAAGGAGUGGACCCCAAUCUAAUAAACAACCUAGAGACGUUCUUCGAGCUGGAUUAUCCCAAGUAUGAAAUUCUGCUCUGCGUCCAAGACCACGAUGAUCCGGCCAUCGAUGUUUGCAAAAAGUUACUUGGCAAAUAUCCCAACGUCGAUGCUAGGCUUUUUAUAGGUGGGAAGAAGGUGGGAAUCAACCCCAAAAUAAAUAACCUCAUGCCGGCUUAUGAAGGAGCAAAAUAUGAACUUGUCUGGAUCUGUGACAGUGGCAUUCGUGUAAAGCCAGAGACGCUGACUGAUAUGGCCAAUCACAUGACUGAGAAGGUUGGACUGGUUCACGGACUCCCUUACGUGGCAGACAGACAAGGAUUCGCCGCCACAUUGGAGCAGGUGUACUUUGGAACAUCACAUCCCCGUUCCUACAUCUCGGCCAAUGUAACAGGAAUCAAGUGCGUCACGGGAAUGUCGUGUCUCAUGAGGAAGGACGUCCUGGACCAGGCCGGCGGGCUGAUUGCCUUCGCGCAGUACAUCGCUGAAGAUUACUUCAUGGCCAAGGCCAUCGCAGACAGGGGAUGGAAAUUUGCCAUGGCAACACAGGUAGCCAUGCAGAAUUCGGGCUCAUAUUCCAUUGCACAAUUCCAGUCGCGCAUGAUCAGGUGGGCCAAGCUGAGAAUCAACAUGCUGCCAGCCACCAUCAUUGAGCCCAUCUCUGAGUGCUUUGUGGCCAGUCUCAUCAUUGGCUGGGCGGCCCAUCAUGUGUUUCGCUGGGAUAUCAUGGUGUUUUUCCUGUGUCAUUGUCUGGCCUGGUUCAUUUCAGAUUACAUUCAGCUCAGAGGAGUACAGGGUGGACCUCCAUCUUUCUCCAAACUGGACUACGCAGUGGCCUGGUUCAUCAGGGAGUCCAUGACCAUUCAGAUCUUCCUGUCCGCUCUUUGGGACCCCACGAUCAGCUGGAGGGCGGGCCGCUACCGCUUGCGUUGCGGCGGUACAGCGGAGGAAAUCUUGGAUGUUUAACCAGCACCAAGUGCCAGAGACUAAUGCACUGUUGGUCGAAAACAAAAACAAAAAUACAGGACUGCGAAGACCCGGGCGCAGAUGGACUAACGAACUAAAAACUCUGCGUUUUAUUCCAACUUCUGAUAGUUUUUAACCUGUGACUUUAGCUUGAAUAGAUGAUUUAUGUUCUCGGUGCUUAUGUUUUUCCUGUGAGGUCUCUGACAUAUCGAGGCCUCGUUCUAGAUGAGCCAAAAGUUGUGAAUGGGUGCCGAUGUGGAAAUGAUGCUCUAUAACGUGGUCGCACUUCACCGCACUUCAGUGAGCAUCGCAAACGUAACAGAAACGCAUCCAAUUUUUGUUUUUACGUUUUUAAUGUCCUGGCAACAUGAAACAUGUCCAUUUUAUCAUGUGUCUGGAUUAAUGGUAUGGCUUUUAAAGAUGAUAUUAGCACGAACGUGUUUCAACGUGAAGUGAGGCAACGUCAAACGACAGAAGCGUUUUAAAACUGAACGGAUCACUUGCUUAUCACAGUUUAGCUCUCAAUGUAAAGCACUCUGGCCAUAAUUUUUAAACGUGAGGACUUCUCGAGAUCGAUCCAUUCAGGUCCAUUUUAUGUUCACUUGGAGCAAUACUUUCUGUAGAUGCCGAGGUUAUACGUAAGGGGGAGAAGUGACAGCGUGACACGUAUCCAGUCCACAAACGUCACAGGACUUGUAAAUGCCUGAAAAAGUAGAACAGUAUUUAAACACAAGGUAUAAAGGUUUAGUCUGAGCUUUAGUUAUCCUCAAUAUGAUAUUUGCUGAUUUAUUCGCAUACAAAGACAGAGUGCCAUUUGAAAAGCAAGUUUUCAUUGAUUUUCUUUCCUCGUUCCCCUCUUUCGUUCUUUUUUGUAAACGCACUCGUCACUCUUAUUCCAAGUCCAGGGUUUGCUUAACACAUAGGGCAUUUUUCUUUCGCACUGCGUUCGCUCUGUCAGUAUUUUCCUGCAAAUGUUUAACUUUUUAACCGGAUACGCACAAUUUCACUAAUUUGUCCAAACAUUUCAUCUAAUGGCAUUUCACUUAGCCAAUUUAACCCGUAACGCAAACACUUGAACUGAUUUUUAUAUCAACAUUUUUAGUUAAUUCGGCGUGAAAUUAUGACUGAGAUGAUGACUGAAAUGAUUAUAUAAAUGGCAGAUGUGUGCCGACAGGUUUACAAUCUGAUUCAUUUCAAAACAAUCACUGUGGGCAAGAGCGAUAUGAGUCAUUUCCUCGUUCUUUAACUUAUUUAGCAUCGCAAAAACGCAAACAAUCACCAUUUUCUUCUUCACCUCGUAUCUUCCCAGCAGUCGUGUCUUGAAGAACUGCUUGUUUAGUUCCCAGAACCACACGCUGUUGUUGAAAAAACGCUUUCUUCUCAUUCCUUCAACUAUCGCUUGUUACAGGACUCAUGGCUUUUAUCGUUAAGAACCCAUGCCAACACUUGGCAGUAUUGUUUUAAAGAUAACUUCACUGAGAUUCACAAACUCACUGUGUGUGGUGAGCGACGUGCAUGUGCCUUGAUUCAAAGCUGCCAUUCAGUUUUUCUCAUUCGGAGUUCAAGACACCAUUUUAGCCCAAUGCCAAAUUGAUUUUAUAAGUAUUUCUUCGGUUUUUUUUAUUAGAAUGAAUUCGUUCUGAUGAAAACUUUGGGUUUUGUGCACGAAGCCAAGAAAUACUCUUAUACUUAACGUGGCAGUUUAAGUAAGAGUCGGGAAUAAAUCAGUUAGCAAUAAUGAGUUACUCAAGUUAUAGGAUUAAUACUGCUAUAUUCAGGCUGUGAAUCGGAACUAUUCGCUUCCAGACCCAUUUUAGUCCAGAUUUACUAUAAUAAACAUUUCAAAUGUUUUCUUUUUUCAGAUACGCUGUACAUCGCACAAACAGUGGGCUUCAUUCGUAAAACAUAAACAGAAUGUUUUUCGUAAGAACAUUUAGUUCAUUUUCGCAUUCAAUCGAAUAAUCUGUAAAACGUACUUUCGUAAAUGUAUGCGUUGAAUAUUAGGCAAUAAUGGACAGAAGAAUGGUUUCGCGAAUAAUUCUGUGCAACAACUUUUAUGAACGACUUUUUACGUUAAAAUUUGUUCUGUCUGGGUUUCAGAGUUUUUGGGCUUGGUAAACGUACCGUUGCAUGAACACAUUCAUUGUUUAUCCGUUGCUUAUCAGUAAUACUUGAUACACAUAACACAAACAAAAGCGCUUUGGUUUGGGAAGAGGAAUGCUGGGUUUUUCAACAGUUCCUCUGUUGAUUUUCAACCCAGAUCUGUCGGUUUCUUAUUUUAUGUUUGUGAAACGUGUCAAUAAGUAACUCGUAAAUUGACCUCAUUUUUGGAAAGUCUACAUUGCACUGUAAAUUUCCUGUUUAGACUUUUCGUUUCUGUGUGGCUGUAAGCGGUUCUUACUGCAGCUUAUGACCUGAUAUCACAAUUCUGGAUGGAUUGUUUUAUCAAAAUACCUUGUGGGGAGUUGGACUUUUUUUUCAAUAUGUGUUCAAUUGUAUCUUUGUCGAUAGAGUUUUAUAGAUGGCUGGUGACCCACAUGGUGUCGUGUGAAAACAUGCGGACAUGAGUACAUUUUUGAUCGCCAUAUUUCGAAUCCACCCGUGAUGCAUGAGAGUGCAGGCAGGCAACUCGCGAGGAUUUGAGACAUGGCCAAUAUACAUUGAAAGGUGUAGUUCACUUUAAAAUAAGCCCCCAUUGACUUUCCAUAGUCCUUUUUAUUCCUACUAUGGAAACUCAAUGGGGGCUUAUUUUAAACUGAACUAUACCUUUAAAGUGUCAUGUCUUGUGCUAUGUUUAAUAUAUUUUCACUUUUCACUCUUAAUGCAACAUGUCAGCGUUCAAUUAUCAUAACCGAGCAAAUCGACCGAAAGAAACUACUGCUCACUUUACGGUCACCAGUCAGAGACAAAAAAAAGUCUGGUCGUGAUCCACUGCUUCUUUUAUGUGCUGUAAAUUGAAGCAUCAUUUUUUUUUUAAGGAAAUGUACAGUUUAUUUAUGAAGUUUGGUUGAAAACCGUUGCGUACACUGCUUCAUGUAGCUUUAAUUUAUCCAGUGGUUGUUUAUCCUCCACGAUUUUUGUUCCUAUUUCAGCAGUAGUAAGGCUGGACAAACUUCAGUUCUUUUGAAUAUCUUGUGUUUGUUUUGUAGAUGUUGUGUAAUGUACUCUGGACGCAUAAACCACAGCUGGAAACUGUGUUACUAUAGAUAAAUUAAAGCUUUAUCAAGCAAUUUAAAACGUUUAUUUUGUUUAUUUAUAUUUAAUUCUCAUUUUGGGUGCUGGAAGUUGUUUCAUGAGGCAUGUGGUCUAAUCGGUUUAGCUAGAUGCAGUCACAGUACAAUAGCUCUUUUCAAAACUGUCGUUUUUCCCCCAAACGCCCUAUUUUUUACUUCCUGUCUUUAAAUGUUACAUGUGACAUCAUUACUGCACUACAAAACUACACAAAACAGGAAGUGGGCAAUGCAACAUACAAAACUGGAAGACAUAAGAAGCGUUGGUGAAGCUCUGUCUUUUAUUCAUCAAAUCAUUCAACUUGUGGAGAGUUGUGCUAUGACCCCUGCUGAAAAAAACAGAACCUUGCUCAAACACGAUAGAAAAUGUAAUUGUUAUAAUGGGAAUUAUGUUGGUUUUAAUGGAAGCUAUAAUGGUGUCUACAGUAUGUAAUGAAUUCUAUUGGUGCGAUGUUAUCUGGCAGAUGGUAACCAGCAGAAACCAUGAAAUCCUACUGGAAUAAAGCCCAAACACACUGGUUUCAAUGGGAAAAGCUAAUGGUUCAUAAUGGUAUUUUAAUGGAAACCAUUAGAAUUUCUGUCGGGACAUCUGAGAGUUCCCCCAAAUAAAAACAUUCCGUCAUUUAUUCACCCUCAUGUUGUUCAAAACCUGUAUAUGACUCUUUGUUUUGUGGAACACAAAAGAAGAUAUUUUGUUAUUUUGUGUCAAUACAGUGGAGGUCAGUGUUGUUUGGUUACCGACCUUCUUCAAAAUAUCUUCUUUUGUGUUCUGCAGAAGAACGAAAGUCAUUUUGGGGGAACUAUCCCUUUAAAAAAGCUAGCUGAAGAAUCAAAUGUGUCAAAUACACAAAGACAUGACGCAUAACAGGUAAUACAAAUAAUAUGAAUGAUCAUAAUUAUCAUUAUUAAUGAAUAAAAAAAGGUGAACAUCCAAUUUUAAACGUCUUGUAAUGUUGAUCAUAAAUUGUGUUAGUUUGGUCAACCUGUUUUAAAAUUUGUAUGAUCAGUGUAAGGUGAGCUGAUGUCUGGAAUUUGAACUAUUUUCCGCUUUUAACCCCUUCCGUGGGUUCAGAUAACCGGUUAUUAUUCCACGUGAGCUGUUCAGCUCCACAGUUUCUGUGUUUAUCUGUAAAUAAUGGAAUUACGGCAGAGCAAAUAAAGAGACGGGACGUCACUGUGCUUCAGGUCUUUGCUAUGAGUGUGAUGUGCUCCAGGUAUGUGUACUCGCCCCUCUAUACACAUACUGGACAAAUAAUGACAGAAUUUAUUUGGCAGAACUGCGCCUUAAAAGUCAACCCCUGGAGAAUCAAACUCUGCACUAAUAACUCGACCAUUACCUCAUCCAUCCUUUACUAAUACAAAAGUGCAAAAAUUCUCUCUGAAUGAACAUUCCCAAGGGCUCUACGGUUUAUUGCGUUAUCUGUUGUAUUAGCUGGGCUAUAUGACGCCUGUCGGUGCUUAUCUCAGCUUUCUGUCAGCAGAACAUUUGUAGGGGAACCGGCCUUGAUGGAAAACUGGCGCCACAAGAAAUAAACUGCCGUUUUGCAGAGAACUCAAUGUCAUUUAGUGAAUGUGUCCUGUUGGAAUUGUAAUGUGUGAAUAAGGUUCGACUGCACUGUUUCCAUCGGCUGUCACUGCUGAACACAUUUUUCUUUCAGAUGCCGAAUUAAAACGUCAC